Molecule: messenger RNA, 1443 nt
Organism: Fraxinus pennsylvanica
Lineage: Eukaryota; Viridiplantae; Streptophyta; Magnoliopsida; Lamiales; Oleaceae
Source: the annotation of a GenBank genome assembly
AUGGCUGAAAUCGCAGCUGCAACUAAUAACUUUUCGCUUCCAAAUAAGAUUGGAGAAGGUGGAUUUGGUAGUGUUCAUAAGGGUCUGUUAUCUACAGGGCAGAAAGCCAGGCCGACGUGGAACGAAGGAAAAGCAUUAGAAUUUUUAGAAAAAUCAAUGAAGGUAUUGUGCGAAAGACCAGCGCUGGAUCGAAGAGUCGAAGAGGAUGAGCAGAGCCUCACCAUUUGGGCUCAAGAUUGCAUCAGCAAAGGAGAAAUUGAUCGGCUUGUUGCUCCAAGUCUGAGGCCCCAAAUAUCACCGGAGAGCCUGACGACAUUUCUUGAAGUUGCUAAUAGAUGCUUGCAUGACGAACCAAAUAAACGGCCUACAAUGGCUCAAGUUGUGGUACAACUUGAGUCUGCACUGGAGCAGCAAUCUUCUGCUCUAGAGAGAACUAGUUCUGAUAGUGUCAUGCCUUGUAGUGGGGAAACUCCCUAUUCAAUUAGCGUUGAGAUAGAAGAAAUUUCCUCUGUGGAUGAGCAGAAUAUGCCACUCUCUCUGACUAAAGGAAGCAAAAUGAUUCAGAAUGCUGAGCCAUCAGGCAGAGGAGCACAAAUGUAUAAGAGAAACAAAAAUGCUUAUAAGCUACCACGAUUUUGGCCAUGGAAUGCAUUAUGGAAAAGGGCAAACAUAACGAAGAAAAAUCAUUCAUCAAUACCAGAAUAUUUUGGAGAGGGUGAAUUGCAUAGAUUUGAUCUGGCUGAAAUUGCAGCUGCAACUAAGAACUUUUCGCUUCCAAAUAGGAUUGGAGACGGUGGAUUUGGUGGUGUUUAUAAGGGUCUGUUAUCUACAGGACAGAAAGUUGCUGUUAAAAGGAGAGCAUGGGAUGGCUACGAAUUUAAAAGUGAAGUUCUUCGGCUUUCCAAAAUUCAGCAUCAAAACAUCAUUAAAGUACUUGGAUAUUGCAUUCAUGGAGACGAAACCAUAAUUGUAUUUGAUCUCAUGGAGAACAAAUCUCUAGAUGCUCACCUAUUUGGUGAAACGAGACAUGAACUUGGAUGGACCAUACGUUUCAAAAUCAUUAUUGAGAUUGUGAGUGGAAGAAGAAUUAAUCGUCCUUUUUCUGACCUUAUUCAGUGUGCCUGGACGACGUGGAACGAAGGAAAAGCAUUAGAAUUUUUAGAUAAAUCAAUGAAGGGUGAGUUUCCAGCAGAUGAAGCAUUAAGAUGUAUCCAAAUUGGACUUUUAUGUGUCCAAGAACUACCAGGUGAUCGACCAACAAUGCAAUCAGUGCUUGAGAUGUUGGAAGGAGAAGUUCCGUCAUUGCCGCAACCGUUACCACCUCCAUAUGUUAAAACACAACCGUUACCACCUCCAUAUUUUGAAACAUAUUCUGGAUUGAAAACAAGCACUCACAUCGACUCCACCAAUGAGGUAACUAUUACACAGUUAGAGUGUCGAUAG